This is a messenger RNA of Mixia osmundae IAM 14324, 4139 nucleotides long. RefSeq lists its product as uncharacterized. Lineage: Eukaryota; Fungi; Basidiomycota; Mixiomycetes; Mixiales; Mixiaceae. Gene Ontology annotation, biological process: negative regulation of transcription by RNA polymerase II. Gene Ontology annotation, cellular component: chromatin; Sin3-type complex. The record is from RefSeq and is a predicted model, not a curated record. Bases 43 to 4122 code for a protein of 1359 amino acids. The transcript has 8 exons. Gene Ontology annotation, molecular function: transcription corepressor activity.
GCCUGGCUUGAGCAGAAGAGCGCCGCUUCGCAGCUGCCCGACAUGCAGACUGCGGCCGACCAGGAGAUGCUCGACAGCCGGCCAGCCGAUGCAAUCUCGGAAGAUCAGGCAGAGGCACGCGAGGAAGCGAGUCAUGCCAUGGCCGACCUGGCCCAAGGCCAUCAUCUCUCAAAUGGAUCAGCCGGCGCGAACCAGCUCAUGCAAGGCAUCUCUGCAGACGCACUCGCCGUCCUACCCGGUGCAGAUCUUGGCCCGGACGAUCUGCCGUCUGCGGCUGCACACGCUGCGCUCUAUCGUCCGCUCAACGUCAAGGAUGCCCUGUCGUAUCUGGACGACGUCAAGCUGCGCUUCCGCGACGUGCCCGAGGUCUACAACCGCUUUCUGGACGUCAUGAAAGAAUUCAAGACUCAAACGAUUGAUACGCCCGGUGUCAUUGCACGGGUAUCGACGCUCUUCAAAGGUCAUCCGGCUCUCAUACAGGGCUUCAACACCUUUCUACCGCCCGGCUACCGGAUCGAGUGUCUGCCCAAUGCCGACGGCACCCAGUCAGAGUGGAUCACCGUCAUCACUCCGGAAGGCACGACCCGGAUCCAGGGUGGCCUGUCUCUGGACGAGACGACCGCCAGCUUGCAUCUCGGCUUGAUGCCACAGGGACCACCCGAGCUGGACGGGCACACCACUCCCGGUUUUGCUACCCCCGGCGCGGCAAACGUACUCAACGCUCUCUCCCAUCCCUUCAAUAUACCUACAGGAGGUGGUACACCGACCAUGAUGGGCGCGCCAGGGCUUCUGCCGGGUACUCCGGGUGGCAAGGCGCCUAUCGAGUUCAAUCAUGCCAUCACCUACGUCAACAAGAUCAAGAACAGAUUCGUUGGCGAGCCAGAUACCUACAAAAAGUUCCUCGAGAUCUUACAAACCUAUCAAAAGGAAGGAAGGCCGAUUCAGGAUGUAUAUGCGCAAGUGUCUGGCCUGUUCGGUCAUGCAGAAGAUCUUUUAGACGAAUUCAAACAGUUUUUGCCAGACCCGGCUCAGCCCCAGGAGGAUAAUUAUUUCGGCACGCCCGGCCAAGACCCAUCGAAUGCUGGCGCGUCUGGCAUGUAUGACCCUCACGCAGCUCUUCCAGGCCGAAGCGCGAGUGCGCAUAGGCAAAAGUCAGACGGUCCUCCGCCUGCCAAGAAGAAACGCUCUGCUAGACCGGCGGGAUCCCAGCUUGAAGAUGCGAAGGGGCGCCCUCGAAAGCGAAAGCCCCCGACGACGGCGAUGCCGCAAGAGCCGAUGCCUUUGCCCGAGCCACUCUAUGCUCCUCCGCUGCCCACUAGAACCAUGCCACCUGCUUAUAAUUUGUCUAAUUAUGGUGUGCAGCUCCCGCAUCACCUGCCGAUUAUUCCACCCGUUCCACCUCCGAUCGAAGCUGACGAAUCGUCGUUCUUCGAAAGGGUUGCAAAGUGGAUAGAUGACAAGAAGACAUAUCACGACUUUCUCAAACUGCUCAAUCUGUUCGCACAAGAUUUGAUCGAUUUGCCCGCCCUCGUGUCUCGAGCCUACCUGUUCCUAGGUCAAAAUCCAGAUCUUUGGGCCCAAUUCAGAGGUAUAGUAGGCUGGAACGAUGGCUACGCUGGCCCGGGUCGAGUGCUGCAAGAGACAGGCGAAUGGGUCAUCACCAACGUGCCCACUGCAGACACAAGCUGGACAGAUGCAGGCCAGGCCGAUUCUGCUAAAUUUGGACCAAGCUAUCGCAAGCUACCCAGCACCGCACGAGAAGUGAACCAACCCUGCUCGGGGCGUGAUGCACUAUGCUGGGAUGUGCUCAAUGACGAACUCAUCUCACAUCCUACCUGGGCGGCAGCAGAUGACGGCUUCUUCAUCGCGCACAAAAAGAACACGUGGGAAGAAAAUCUGCAGCGGUCAGAGGAGGAGCGUUUCGAAUAUGAUUUCCAUAUCGAGGCCAACGCUCGUACGAUAGCUUUGCUGGAACCGAUAGCUGCUCGUAUCCAGCUCAUGGAUCCCGAAGAUCGCAUUCCGUUCCGGCUAAAGACGGGCUUAGGCGGUCAAUCGAAGAGCAUCUAUCAGCGCGUAGUCAAGAAGGUCUACGGUAAAGAGCACGGCGUCAACGUCAUCCAUGCGCUUCAUGAGAAUCCUUGCGUCGCAGUACCGAUCGUGCUCGCCCGACUCAAGCAAAAGGAUGAAGAGUGGAAGCGAGCUUUGCGCGAGUGGAAUCGAGUGUGGCGCGAGAUUGACGCCAAAAACUUUUUCAAGUCACUCGAUCACAAGGGUGCCGAAGCAAAGGUCCAGGACAAAAAGGCGGUACAGAUGAAGACAUUUGUCAGCGAGAUAGAGACCAUUCGUAGGGAGCAACAGCAACGCAGUCUGAUUGGCUCGCUUGAUCGCGAACAGCCGCCGACGCAGCAGCUCGCUGCUCAGAUAGAAGAUAGCAGCAUACUCUUUGACAUUGUCAAGCUCUCGCUCUCCUAUCUAGAUCGCGUGUCGGCGACUGGCUAUUCACUCCUCGACAAAUCUCGCAUCGAAGCAUUGCUCAAGCUCUACCUCCGGGAUGUCUUCCUCAUACCACAGCUCGAGGUCGAUAAGAACAUACAAGCUGCGGUCUUUGUUGCCACAGACGCUGCCUCCGAUGUUGAUCCGAGCGAAGACGGUGCAUCUAAUGCCGGUGAGGAAGCGCCAACGCCUCCCAUUGCCGGCAAAAAGGGCGCUGCCCGACGUGCUGCCGACCUGCGCAAGCAAGUGCUGCGCAACGCAGAUCGAACUGCCCGCGGACGUAAGGGCGAAGCAAGCGCUCCCGUCUCGCCCAUGCUCUCCUCGCCGGCUCUCGUUGCAGAUCCUGGCUCACCUAGCGCAAUUUCGACAGAUGGAACAGAGGAUCUCAAUCUGCCAGAUGCCACUGCAGACGAAGAUAUGCCGCCCGUGCCGGCUACAAAUGCGGGUCUGGAUGGGAUGGAGGGCGUCGAAACUGUCGAUGCGCUGCCGGUGCAGUCCACGAUUGAGGUCGAGACUAGCACGUCUCCGCUUCCUCUCGUCGAAGGCGCGGAACCUGUCAUUGCGAUCACGCUGACCGAGGAGAUCGCUAGGCGGUCUGACAGGCCGACGUGGAACUUCUUCUGCGGCUCGUCACAGUAUGCACUCGUUCGUCUCUUGCAUUUCCUGUACGAUCGCUUGUGGCAGCUCAAACGGACUGCGACUGUCCUUUCCUUGGCGCGCGUCGCACCAAGCUCACACCCGCAAGCCGCUCCAGUGUUGUCCACGAAGGGCGUCUAUCAUACACCAAGCAUUGAUGCUGAUGCAUUUUACGACAAUCUGCUGGCGCUCUGCGAGCGCUUCUGCAAUGGCGAGCUUGAUUCUCACAAAUUCGAGGAUGCCGCCCGUAAUCUCUUUGGUACUGAGGCUUGGCGUAUCUUUUCGGUGGACAGCGUUAUUCGCAGCAUCAUCCGCACCGCUCAUCAUCUAAGCGACCCGCAGCAUGUCAAUGCGGCAGCGUGUGAGCGGGUAGCACAAGAGCUCGCCAAGGAUCGAGCAGACGAUGCCACUAGUCGGGCCAGGCAGGUCGGCUAUCGCUCGCGCGUCGAGUCGGCACUCGGCAGCGAUGCAAACUUUUAUCGCGUUGAAACUGCCGUGCGACAUGACACGCUCUACAUAGGAUAUCAGCUGCUUGGUCGCGACGAUUUGCUUCCGGAAGACGAGCACACAGCCAAGGAUCAGUGGGAAGCGUAUCUGCAGAGCUACACACGCGAUUUCAAUACCGAAGGACUGCCAGCGCAAGCCUGGCGAGCGGAUGGCACACUGAGGAGCUCUGUUCUAUUGCCUAGAAACGUGCGAAAUGCUCAGUUGGGCUCGGCCGAAACGCCUAAAAGUCAGAUUGGACUCGAGUCGCGCGUCUGCUUGAGAUCGUACAGGAUGUUUUUCGUCAGUGGCACCGGCGAUACGCUUCAUCGCAAGCGGGAGGAGCCCACGAUCGGCGCGGGUCGUAAGCUAGAGAUCUUCCGUCAGUGGCUUGAUACAACCUUGCAGCAAAAGCAGGUAGAUCAAGAGGUGACUAUGGCGCAAGAGGUGCCUGAUAUCGCACUGCCGGCAGAAACCUCGUCUGUGCGCGACGAGGAUGUGAUUGUAUGAUACACAUGCAUUGGGAU